Messenger RNA from Linum tenue, 630 nucleotides. The record is from the annotation of a GenBank genome assembly. NCBI's taxonomy places the organism in Eukaryota, Viridiplantae, Streptophyta, Magnoliopsida, Malpighiales, Linaceae.
UCAAGCAUUCUUCCCGUUUUCUGAAUUCCGAUCUUGGACUGUGAUUGCAGGGAGACAAGAAGGAUUUCUGACGAUUCGGAGGAGGUUACGAGAAGCGCGAGACGAACGAUGGCGGAGAAUCGGCGGGAUGCACAGAAGAUGUUCGAUAAGUACUUGCUGGAUUACAUGGUGAAGCGGAACAUGCACGAGACCGCCGCGCACUUCAGAGUCGAGAGCAACGUUCCUCAGGCGGAAGUCCAUACUGAUACGGAAGAAGGGUUUUUGCACGAAUGGUGGACAAUAUUGCAUGACAUGAUGACCUCUAGGGAGGGUAUGAGUAGAGAGGUCCCGCCACCGCCACCGCCAAUGUUCAAUGUACCGACUCAUCAGCUAAUGACACAGGAUGAACUGCGGAGGAUGCAGAUAACUCAGGCAGUAUUCGCUACGAAUCAACAACAGAGGCUGCUACCGACGACGAUGCAGUUGCGUGGUGUUGUUGGUGGAACCAGCUUAGUGAGUGGUAUGCCUGCUACAGCAGGGCAGAUGCCAAUCAGGCCGACUAGUCACCCUCAGGAGUAUGGAAGGAUGUUUAAUGAACGACAACAGCUUCAUAAUCUCAAUCGGCCUCCUGUUGGAAACAUGCUCUCCAAU